Artibeus jamaicensis (Jamaican fruit-eating bat) is the source of this 7403-nucleotide messenger RNA. RefSeq names its product zinc finger protein 592 (gene ZNF592). Bases 105 to 3965 code for a protein of 1286 amino acids. The transcript is spliced from 9 exons. The record is from RefSeq and is a predicted model, not a curated record. Lineage: Eukaryota; Metazoa; Chordata; Mammalia; Chiroptera; Phyllostomidae.
CGGGGUUUUAUCGGCAGAGUCGUUCCUGACAGUUCCUUCCCCAGCUUUUGUAACAGGGUUCCUUUCGACGAGCGUCCGUUUUCUACUUGUAAACAGUGUGAUGCAUGAGAGCCAAGCUGAAGGAAAUGCACUCAGUUACACGCCCUUGCCAGCGUCCAGCCAUGGGGGACAUGAAAACUCCAGAUUUCGAUGACCUUCUGGCUGCCUUCGACAUCCCAGACCCCACCAGCCUGGAUGCCAAGGAGGCCAUCCAGACCCCCAGCGAGGAGAAUGAGAACCCCCUCAAAGCCCCGGGCAUGUGUAUGGAAGAGAGCGUGUCCUUGUCUCACUCGGGGUCAGCCUCCGACGUGCCGGCCGUGAGUGUCAUUGUCAAGAACACCAGCCGCCAGGAGUCGUUUGAAGCCGAGAAAGACCACAUCGCUCCCAGCCUCCUGCACAACGGGUUCCGGGGCUCGGACCUGCCUCCAGAAGCCCAUGGCUUGGGCCACCACUGCGGGAAGUUUGAUUCCGCUUUCAUGAAUGGAGACAGUGCCAGGAGUUUCCCGGGCAAGCUGGAGCCUUCCAAGUCGGAGCCGCUGCCCACCUUUAACCAGUUCAGCCCCAUCUCCAGCCCGGAGCCGGAGGAUGGCAUCAAAGACAACGGCUUUGGGCUGAAGUCCAAGCACUCGGACAGCUACUUCCCGCCCCCGCCUGGUUGCGGGCCUGUCUCGGGCCCAGUGCUGGAGGCUCUGGGUAAGUUUUCCGUUCCAGAGCUGCACAUGUUCGACCACUUCUGUAAGAAAGAGCCCAAGCCAGAGCCCCUGCCCCUGGGCAGUCAGCAGGAGCAGGAGCGACGGGCGCAGCAGGCUGGGGAGACUCCCAAGGAGCUGGACGCCAGCCGCUUCUUUGGGGAGGCUUUGGAGUUCAACAGCCACCCCGGCAACAGUAUCGCAGAGCCCAAGGGGCUCGCGGCCGAGCCGGGAGCCUGCUCCUCCGUCCCCCCGAGGCAGCGCCUGAAGCCCGCGCAUUCCAAGCUGUCCUCUUGUGUCGCGGCCCUGGUGGCCCUGCAGGCCAAACGCGUCGCCGGCGUCACCAGGGAGGAUCAGCCUGGCCACACCAAGGACCCCUCAGGGCCCACGAAAGAGGGCUCCAAGGGCAGCCCCAAAAUGCCCAAGUCACCAAAGAGUCCGCGCAGCCCCCUGGAGGCCGCGCGGAAAAGCACCAAGCCCUCCGACAGCCCCCGGAGCAUCUGCAGCGACAGCAGCAGCAAGGGCUCCCCUUCCGUGGCUGCCAGCUCCCCCCCAGCGAUCCCCAAAGUCAGAAUCAAAACCAUCAAGACGUCCUCCGGGCAGAUCAAACGGACUGUCACAAGGAUCCUGCCGGACCCCGACGAUCCCAGUAAGUCACCCGUGGGGUCCCCUCUGGGCAGCGGUGCUGCGGAGGCCCCCAGCGAGGCGCCCGAGGACGAGGUCAGCGCCCUGCCUGCAGCGGAGCACUUUCCGGAGGGGGCCCAGCGCGCAGGGAGCCCCCAGGGUGACGCGAAAGGGGCCGAGAGCGCGCCCAAAGCCAGCGAGCCUGUGUCUCCCAGCGGCAGCUCUGGGUCCCGGGUCCCCAAGGCCGCGGCCCCUGGCUCGCAGGCGGGCAAGAAGCCGCAGCAGAGCGCCGGGCUGCAGGCGUCCGCGCCGGCCUCUGCCAACCUGCUGCCCAAAGCCGUGCACCUGGCCAACCUGAACCUGGUCCCCCACAGCGUGGCCGCCUCCGUCACGGCCAAGUCCUCCGCGCAGAGGCGGAGCCAGCCACAGCCCACGCAGAUGUCCGUGCCCCUGGUGCACCAGGUGAAAAAGGCCGCCCCGCUGGUCGUGGAGGCCUUCAACAAGGUCCUCCACAGCUCCAACCCUGUGCCCCUGUACGCGCCAAAUCUCAGCCCGCCCGCCGACAGCAGGAUCCACGUGCCCGCCAGCGGGUACUGCUGCCUGGAGUGCGGGGACGCGUUUGCCUUAGAGAAGAGCCUGAGCCAGCACUACGGCCGUCGCAGCGUCCAUAUCGAGGUGCUGUGCACACUCUGCUCGCAGACGCUGCUCUUCUUCAACAAGUGCAGCCUGCUGCGGCACGCCCGCGACCACAAGAGCAAGGGGCUCGUCAUGCAGUGCUCGCAGCUGCUGGUGAAGCCCAUCUCCGCGGACCAAAUGUUCGCCGCCGCCCCCGUGAACUCCUCCGCCCCCGCGGCGGCCCCGGCCCCGACCCCCGCGCCGGCUCCCCCGCCCGCCCCCAAACACGGCCCCACCGUGCCAGCUCUGCCGCUCUACCCGGACCCCGUGAGGCUCAUCCGGCACGGGGUCAAGUGUCUUGAAUGUCACAAGCAGAUACGCGACCACACGGUCAUGGCUGCGCAUUUCCAGAGGAUGUCAGAGGAAACCGAGGGGCUGACCUGCCCUGUGUGCCAGAUGCUGCUGCCCAACCAGUGCAGUUUCUGCGCGCACCAGCGGAUCCACACGCACAAGUCCCCUUACUGCUGCCCGGAGUGCGGGGCCCUCUGCCGCUCGGCCUACUUCCAGACCCACGUGAAGGAGAACUGCCUGCACUACGCCCGCAAGGUGGGCUACAGGUGCAUCCACUGCGGGGUCGUCCACCUGACCUUGGCCUUGCUGAAAAGCCACAUCCAGGAGAAACACUGCCAGGUUUUCCACAAAUGUGCUUUCUGCCCCAUGGCCUUCAAGACUGCCAGCAGCACCGCGGACCACAGCACCACCCAGCACCCUGCCCAGCCCCCGAAACCCUCCCAGCUCAUGUACAAGUGCUCCUGUGAGAUGGUCUUCCACAAGAAGAGGCAGAUCCAGCAGCAUUUCUACCAGGACGCCAGCAAGGCGCAGGUGGGCGUCUUCAAGUGCCCCGAGUGCCCGCUCCUGUUCCUGCAGAAGCCCGAGCUGAUGCAGCACGUCAAGAGCGUGCACGGCGUCCCCCGCAACGUGGAGGAGCUGUCCAGCCUCCAGGCCUCCGCCGACUCGGCCUCCAGCCGUCCCGCCUCCCGGGUUUCCGCUGAGCCCCCGCUGACCAGCGUGGCUGCUCGAGGCAGCUCCCUGCCGUCGGGCCGCUGGGGCCGGUCCGAGGCCCAUCGCAGGGCAGAGGGCAAGCCCCGGCUGAGGAGCACGGGCUGGACCUGCCAGGAGUGCCAGGAGUGGGUUCCCGACCGGGAGAGCUACGUGUCCCACAUGAAGAAGAGCCACGGUCGGACGCUGAAGCGGUACCCGUGUCGGCAGUGUGAGCAGUCCUUCCACACGCCCAGCAGCCUGCGCAAACACAUCCGCAACAACCACGACACCGUCAAGAAAGUCUACACGUGUGGGUAUUGCACAGAGGAUAGCCCCAGCUUUCCUCGGCCCUCCCUCUUGGAGAGCCACAUCAGCCUUAUGCAUGGUAUCAGAAACCCUGACUUGAGCCAGACGUCCAACACCAGACCUCCGGGCGGGCAUCCCCCUCAGGUGAACCAUCUGAAGAGGCGGGUCGGCGGGGCAGCGGAUGCCCCGGGCACCAGCAACGGCGUGACCGGCUCCUCCAUCAAGAGGCACAAGUCCGUUUUCCAGUGUGCGAAAUGCAGCUUCGCCACAGACUCGGGGCUCGAGUUUCAGAGCCACAUACCUCAGCACCAGACGGACAGCUCCACAGCCCAGUGUCCGCUCUGCGGCCUGUGCUACACCUCCGCCAGCUCCCUCGGCCGCCACCUCUUCAUCGUCCACAAGGUGAGAGAGCAGGAGGACGAAGAGGAGGCGAUGGAGGGGGCGGAGCCGGAGGAGGGCUCCGGGGAGGAGGCGUCCAUGGACACCAGGGAGAACGGACUGGAAGAAUGUACCGGCGAGCCUUUGUCGGGCGACCCGGAGGCCAGAAGAUCGCCGGGCCCGGCCCCUGAGGAGGACGGUGCCCAGGAGGCUCAGAGUCAACCGCAGGCCUCUCGGGACCAGGACAGCCGUGUACCGUCCCCUCAGGCGUGACCGGAGGCUGGGCGAGCGUGCGGUCGGGUGCGCCGUGGUGUGCUGCCCCAGCCGGCCACGUGCACGGGGGAGAGCCAGCCGCUCUGCCCGUGUGCGUGCGGCGGAGAGGCGGGGCCCCGCGGCCAUGUCCACCCGGCCCCAGGCGGUGUGGGUCGCCCAGGACGUUCAGAUCUGAAUUUACGUGUUAUUUAUGGCUUUGUGCUGCUUCUCAGUGCCCUGACUCUCGUCCGUGCCCUUCUAGCCCCGGCGCUGCCCGCUCCUCUCGAAACCGCUCAGCGGCCGCGCUCUCCUGGGAGGCUCCCCGCCCGCUGCCUUCAGCCGGGGCCUGCGAGCUGCCUGGGAGGUCAGGGCCUGAGAAGGGGGGUGCGGGGGGCGGGUGCGCUCCCUCUCCGAGUGCUCUGCCCAGCAUGGCCACGGCCGCCUUGCCCUUCCUUCCUGUUUUCUCUGUUUUUCCCCCCGAACGACAGUCCCGGAGGGUGGGUCGUCACUCUGGCCCAUCCUGCCCGUGUGGGGGGAGCUUCGGCAGCACAUCCCUGCGUGGGGCCCAGGGGAGCAGGAAUGUGCCCCGGCCAGCAGGCAGGCGGCCAGAGCGGCCCAUCGGCAGGAGCGUGUGUCCGUCCUGCCGCCGCCCUGCCUUUCCCGAGGAGCCGGGCGUGGGGCGCGCAGACACUGCCGUGUCUGUGCUCUUCCCCCCGAGCUGUCGGAGAGGCUGCCGCCCCGGGCAGGCCGGCCCGUCCUCCGGUUCCUCUCAGUGUUGCUCAGACGAUAUUUCCAAUAAAAAGUUCUUCUUACCAUGCAGGUGGGCUCUUGUAUUCCUCUUCAGGGGAGCCUGGCCCCACCCUGCUCCACCCAGGGGCCUUUCCCAGACGCCCCUCGCUGGCCCAUUUCUGAGGCAGAACAGGAUCCCUGCUGUCCGAGGGAGGUCCCCUAGAUUCCGGAGCCGGGGUUAGAAAACCCGGAGCCUGGGGAGGCCCCAUUCUCUGGAGGCAUUCUGGAGGGGCGAGGGGCGCUUUUGGUGACAGCCAGGAGUCACCUCCAGGGUCUCCCCGGGGCUAGUGGCAUCGGCUUCAGGGCCUAUUGAAAUUUUCUGGGCCCCUCCAUCUCUCCUCGAAAUUGGUUUUCAACCUAAGGGAACCCUCUCCUGGAGGGGGGAAUGCUGUCGUUUUCUUGCAGUGCUCAAGAGGCCUUGGAAUGACGGCCACCCUGGGAGCUUGCGUGUGAUGUAACUGGGGUCAGAUACUCGAAGCCGGGCUGUCUUUUCACGGGUGGCAGAGUCAGGGCCUCACCCAGCACAAGGAGCAGGCAGUGUGGGGGGUGCCCUCUGACCCCUGACCCCUGACCCCUGGGGCCCCUGCAGCCCUGCCUGGGUAGGAUGUGAGGUCAGGCCCUCUAGGAUACAGGGCUGCUAAGAUCUUCUCAGGCAGGCACUGAAUAUCAUUGAUAAAUCAUUAAGUCAGAUAAACAUGCUUGAUGUUUUCACGACUGAAAACAAGACUCAUUUCCUCUGUGAAAUGCCACAUUUUUAGUGGAAAUGCUAAUGGCCCCGGGAAAGGUUAGCAUUUGCCUCAGCUUCAGAGACUGCGGUGUUUGAUGGCUGCUAUGCCUGGCAAGGCCACCCUGCUGCCUCUGCUUCCCAAGGGGCCCGUAACAGCAAGCCAGGCCUGGUGCCGGCCCGACUGUGAGGUCCUCCCUCCCCUCGCUCCAGCUGCAGGGUGCCCACCCUGCACCCUGGCUCCAUUCCCAGAAAGAAAUCAGACAGGUGGCUGGGAGAAAAGUUUGAAAUGUGUGGCCGAGUCUCUUCCUGCCCAGGGACAGUGGUAACCUGGAGGAGGAGGAGGCGGUGGUGACAUCACAGGUGUGACCACCCGUCCUGGCCCCAGACCCCUCCCUCCUUCCUGGGAGUGAGGGGGUUGCCAAGCCACUGACAGGGAAACCGGAUGCAGCCUGCGGCCCGCCCUUCCCCAUCUCUGCACAGAGCCCCUAACCUCACUGGCCCCGCCCCUUCUAAAGAGAGGUGGUCAUUCCCAUCCAACUCCAUCCCCUGGCUUUUGUGUGAUGAUAAGUGUGGGAGCAUUUUCUAGUGGGCGAAACACUAACGUGAAGGGUUUGUAACGUGACCCCAGGGCACGCAGGGGAGAGGGUACCUCGCCUGCGCUUCACACUUGGACGCCCGCCCGUGGUCAGUUACGAUCCCCCUGGGACCCCUGUCCAUUAUUUGGUAACCCUGACCACAGCAGCGCUUUGAGCCCCGCCCCUGACCUUACGAAAUACUUUCCAGUGCUUCUAAUGCAGUCCCCCCCAGUGAUCUCCCAGUUACCCCCCAUUGUACAGAGAAGAAAACUGAGGCCCGGAGCAGUUAAGUCACCGGCCUGGCCACCUGUAAGCAAUGGUGCCGAGUCAGGCUUGUCUAGUUCUCAAGUCCACGGUUUCGAUCACUGUGCAGCCUUAGUCACCCAGCUGCUGUGGCCUGCGUCCACCGCGUCCAGACAUCCACCUUCCUACCUCCCCUGCGGCUGGAGCACCAGGCUCUCUUUGGAGUCAAACUGUGCCUUGUCACCCCCAAGGAGGGCCCCACACACCACCUUUGCUUGUGACAAAAGCACAGGCAGUGUCUCUGUGCCCUUUGACUCUCAUUUGAAUUUAACUCCUUUCUUGGGGGGAGGAGGGGGCGUCCCAGAAAAACCGGCCUGGCCUUCACAGGGAACACGGCUCCCUCAGGGCCCAGGAUCUUUUUGUAAGGCCUUUUUAAUGGUUGCGCUAUCAUUCGUUAUCAGAAAAUGCUUGCUGCAAGCACUUGUCUGCACAUUAGCUAGAGUGUGCUCUCCUGAUCGAGUUAAACAGAUAAAAUCCCCACCCUCGUAGAAACUACCGUUCACUACACACCAGGCUUGACAGACGACGAGUAUUUAUUUUCCAACUGCUUUAUCUCUGUAAAAUGAUACGCCGAGUGACUAGAAGCCGAUCGAGUGUGUAGAAAGAACUGUGCCCUUAAACUUAUGUAAACAGUCUGGGUUUUGAACAUUGAACACUUGGGUCUUAGCGAGUUCAACACACUUUGCGUCCCCGAGACUGAGGACCCUACCGCCCCCUUCCACGUUCAUCACUGCGUACUCAGCACUGAGCACACCUUAUUUUACUUGUUUUUUAGUUUUUUUGUGUGUGUGUUUCUGAAAAAUUAAUACAUACCCACGGUAAGACAUCCAAAUAAUCCAAGAGUAUAUAUAUAUAUAUAUGUAUAUAUAUAUACACAUAUAUAUAUAAUGAAAGAAAAAAUAAGCUCCCUCUAAUGGAGGUCAGCCUCCCAUUCCCCCUCCCCAGAGUCAAUCGCUGUUAUCUCUUAUCUUGUGUAUCGUUUCUGAGCAAUUCUAUGCAUUUACAAGUUUAUAAAUAUGUAUAUUUAUAUAUCUAUUUUUAAUACAAAUGAUAGCAUUCUAUACA